AACCCCAGCAAGAGUCUCCUGAUCCAGAGCUACCUUAUGAAAGUAAAUUUAGGAAAUCAGCCAACAGGCAGCCAGCUGGACUUCAACAAAUACAACUUUUCAGAGAAGAUGGAGCUGGCUAGCUUCCUUCAAGUUGCAGACAGGCAGACAAAGACUUUGGCAGAAUCCCCUGAAGGGCAGACUAAAAAGACAGAUGUUUCCCCUGUUGUACUGGACCUACAGAACUCAUACCAUGCUUUAAAUGAGCAAGAGCAUGCCCCAGUUGUCUGUUCAAAUCAGAUUGCUCGUCAUUCCUUUCCUGUUUCAAGGAGAAACAGUGCUGAUGCAAGUAUUUCUUCCCAGAAAGCAAUCCCUUGCUUUGCUUUCAAUGGUCCAUACUUGUACAGCUCAGUGAUGUCCUUCCAGCCUGAUAGGCAUCAAACCCUGGAAGUGGACCCAGUAGGAGUCCAUGAGAAAUCAAUUUCCCUUCAGUGUUUGACUCUCCCAAAGGAAGACCGUCCCCAGGCUCCACAGAGGCAAGAACAGCCAGGAGCACGUCGUCCACAGCCCUUCCUGCUCCCAGAUCAGAAGGAAAUGUGGCAGCACCUCGUCAAUGAGAAAGAAGUCUCACGAGCCCCGUCAGCCUGUGGGAAAGGCACAAACAUGAGAACAGAAGAGCAGAAAUCUCCAAAGGCUCUUAGCUGUAUCACGUCUCCUCAGCACUGUCCCUUGGAGUACAUCACCACAGAGGGCUUGUUACUGCCAUCAGCCAGUGACUCCAUCCAUCCACCACUUGUCACUGCUGGGGAGUUACCUCAUGAUUCACAGGAGCCCCAGCACCCCAGUGACCCCUCUUGCUGUGAGUUUUCUCCUGGGAAAACUGAUGUCAUGGUCCCAGCUUCAGGUCAAGCACCAAGCUCUUCUCCUGAAUUGCACCUGGAUACGUUUGGAGAUUAUCUUACUGUCCCUUUAAGUCUCCAUGGACAUUCAGAAUCCACAAAGAUUUCUUUGCCUAUCUUACAGAAGGGAAAUGAUCUUUCUAGAAGGCAGCCUUCAUCAGAGGGUAACUUGGUGGUGUUGAAUCCUGACAGCACUGAGCCAGUUUUCCUUUGCCAGGUUGGUGACUAUUGCUUCCACAGCCUAAAAUCCAGUGUGAAGAUGGAUAUUAGUCAGGAAGACCACCAAGUCAAGAAACCUUCCGAAGGCAAGUCAACAUCUGGAAAGCCUGUAUCUGAUGAUGAUUCCAUAACUGGCAAGGAAAAGGAUGUGUCAAAAAUGCAGGCUAUUCAGCUUUUCAAAAAUCUGAAAUCAGACGAUUACUUUUCCUGGCAGCAAUCUUUGAGGAUCAGAGAAAUCUGUUAA
Molecule: messenger RNA, 1341 nt
Organism: Tauraco erythrolophus (red-crested turaco)
Lineage: Eukaryota; Metazoa; Chordata; Aves; Musophagiformes; Musophagidae
Source: RefSeq, a predicted model, not a curated record